Molecule: messenger RNA, 2394 nt
Organism: Myxocyprinus asiaticus (Chinese sucker)
Lineage: Eukaryota; Metazoa; Chordata; Actinopteri; Cypriniformes; Catostomidae
Product: protocadherin gamma-A6-like
Exons: 1
Coding region: 1-2394 (797 amino acids)
Biological process (GO): homophilic cell-cell adhesion
Cellular component (GO): plasma membrane
Molecular function (GO): calcium ion binding
Source: RefSeq, a predicted model, not a curated record
AUGGCUGUUUGUGCUAUCUCAAACAUUAGCGCACAGAUUCGUUUCUCAGUUCCAGAGGAAAUGAAGAAAGGAUCGCAUAUCGGAAAUGUUGCUCAUGAUCUUGGUCUGGAUGUGCAAAGACUGCGCUCGGGUCGGGCUCGUAUCGUGUCUGGCGACAGCACUGAGUAUGUCGAGCUAAAAACAGACAAAGGAAUUUUGGUCGUAAAGGAGAGAAUUGACCGGGAGCAGCUUUGCGGUGAAACCACUCCGUGCAGCUUCACAUUCGAAAUAAUACUUGAUAAUCCAAUUGAACUCCAUCAUGUUACUGUAGAAAUAUUGGAUGUAAAUGAUCACUCGCCAUUCUUCCCUGAGGAUAAAAUUAAUCUCGAAAUAAGUGAAUCGGCCGCACCUGGAGCUCGUUUUAUACUAAGUAGCGCAAAUGAUCCGGAUGUGGGCGUGAAUGGUAUCCAAAAUUAUAUCAUAUCAGCAAAUGACCAUUUCAUUUUGAAACUGCAUUCAGGACCGGGUGGGGUCAAAAAUGCUGAAAUGGUGCUCCAGAAACCUCUAGACAGAGAGCAACAUCCACGAAUUUCUCUCAUUGUCACAGCAAUCGAUGGAGGAAAUCCGCAAAGAUCCGGUAACGUAAAAAUAGAGAUCACUGUACUGGAUGUAAAUGACAACGCACCUGUAUUCAACCAAUCAGUUUACAGAGCGAUAAUAGCAGAAAACUCACCUAAAGGUACUUACAUAAUCACUGUCAAUGCUAGUGAUGCAGAUAGUGGGGCAAAUAGCUUAGUUUCUUACAGCUUUACUAACAAAAAAGUAAUUGGGGAGAUUUUCGAGUUGUAUGAAAGCACUGGUGUUAUAACUUUAACUGGGGUGCUUGACUAUGAAAAAGCAAAAAAGUACGAAAUUGGCAUCGAGGCCAAAGACCAGGGUGGUUUAGGAGACUCUGCCAAAGUCAUUGUUGAUUUAAUUGAUGUUAAUGAUAAUGCACCAGUUAUCAAUGUUAUGUCAUUUUCCAGCCCAGUAAGUGAGGAUGCAACUCUUGGCACCACUAUUGCUAUUUUAAGUGUUAAAGAUCUAGAUGCAGGAGACAAUGGCCACGUUGACUGUACAGUUGAUCGAAAUACACCAUUCAACCUCCAGUCUUCAUUACGAAAUUAUUACAGUUUAAUAACUGAUGCUGCUCUAGAUCGUGAACGUGUAUCAGCGUAUAAUAUCACUAUCACAGCUACAGAUUCAGGAUCUCCUGCGCUUUCUAGUAGGAAAACAUUUAAUCUUAAAAUAUCAGAUGUUAAUGACAAUCCUCCUAGGUUCAAAAAGAGUGUUUACACUACACACGUUACUGAAAAUAAUCAACCUGGUUUGUCCAUAUUUACUCUGAGUGCUCAAGAUGAUGACUGGAACCAGAACGCUCGAAUUUCUUAUCUUCUAGACGAGACUACAGUGGGCGGAGUCCCUGUUUCCUCUUUUAUAUCAGUAAAUGCUGACAGUGGAGUGGUACACGCACUGCGCGGUUUUGACUAUGAGCAAGUUAAAAGUUUUCGGCUUUGUGUGAAAGCACAAGAUGGAGGCUCUCCACCUCUCAGCACAAACGUGACUUUGGACAUUAUAAUCCAAGAUCAGAAUGACAACACUCCUCAGGUUCUGUAUCCAGUACAGACUGGUGGUUCUGUGGUGGCUGAGAUUGUGCCUCGUGCUGCAGAUGUUGGAUAUCUCGUCACUAAAGUGGUGGCUGUUGAUGCGGACUCUGGACAGAAUGCCUGGCUCUCCUAUAAACUACAAAAACCCACAGAAAAACCGCUGUUUGAAGUUGGUUUACAGAAUGGAGAAAUAAGAACAGUGCGACAAGUGACUGAUAAAGAUGCUGUGAAACAAAAACUGACUGUUGUAGUGGAGGAUAAUGGACAGCCCUCCCGCUCAGCUGUAGUCACCAUUAAUGUGGCUGUGGCUGACAGUUUUCCUGAAGUACUGUCAGAGUUCACCGACUUUGCGCGUGACAAAGAAUACAACGACAACCUGACUUUUUAUUUAGUUCUUGCACUGGCUGCUGUCUCUUUUCUUUUCAUUACUUGUGUGGUUGUCAUAAUAUCAGUUAAGAUCUACAGAUGGAGACAAUCUCGCUUCUUAUAUCAGUCCAAUCUUCCGGUUAUUCCAUACUAUCCGCCGCAUUGCACAGAGACAGGAGCUACUGGAACUCUUCCACAUGGCUAUAAUUAUGAAGUGUGCAUGACGACUGACUCGAGGAAGAGCGACUGUAAGUUUUCUACACUCGGUGGUCACAAUGUUUUAGUGGUGGACCCAAGUUUCACAGAGACUAUGCAGCGCGCAAUGAAGGAAAAUAACGUCUUGGAAGAGGAAUAUUCGACAAUAUCGGUAAGAGAGUUUAUAGUUGCAAAUAUAAAUAACUAA